AUGAAUCCUUCACGUGCUAUUCAUAUCUAUCUAUCUAUCUAUCUAUCUAUCUAUCUAUCUAUCUAUCUGCCAAUAUCUGUCACAUUCUAUUCAUAUCUAUCUAUCUGUCACAUUCUAUCCAUAUUUAUCUAUCUAUUUAUCCAUCUAUCAUUCUACUCAUAUCUAUCUUUCAUCGUUUCUUUCGCAAUUUUUAUCUCUAUCAUUCGGAUGAUUUUCUUUCUUCCUUUCUAUCUUUCUUUCAUUCUUUCUUUCUUCUUUUCUUCUUUCCUUUGUUCAUUUCUUUAUUUCUUGCUUUCUUUCUUUUUUCUUUCUUCAUUUCUUUCUGUCUUCCUUCUUUCCUUUUUCUCUUCCUUCUUUCCUUUCUCUCUUCCUUUCUUUCUUCCUUCAUUUUUCUUUUUCUUCUUCAUUCUUUCUCCCUUCCUUCAUUUUCUUCCUCCCUCUCUCUCCCUUUCUUUCGAACUUGAUUUCUUCUUUCUUUCUUUCUUUCUUUCUUUCUUUCUUUCUUUCUUUCUUUCUUUUUAA
This is a messenger RNA of Acanthosepion pharaonis, 522 nucleotides long. Lineage: Eukaryota; Metazoa; Mollusca; Cephalopoda; Sepiida; Sepiidae. The record is from the annotation of a GenBank genome assembly.